Messenger RNA from Hirsutella rhossiliensis, 2400 nucleotides. Its product is annotated as metallo-peptidase family m12 domain-containing protein. The transcript is spliced from 2 exons. The coding region runs from base 1 to 2400 and encodes 799 amino acids. Gene Ontology annotation, molecular function: metalloendopeptidase activity. NCBI's taxonomy places the organism in Eukaryota, Fungi, Ascomycota, Sordariomycetes, Hypocreales, Ophiocordycipitaceae. The record is from RefSeq and is a predicted model, not a curated record. Gene Ontology annotation, biological process: proteolysis.
AUGGUCACACUCCGGUCCAUCGCGACCGCUCUGACCGGCGCAGCCCUCUUUGCUCAGUCGUCGCUAGGCCACUCAUUCAAACGAAACCCUCUCAACUAUGUCUCGUUGAUCGACGACGCCUUCAUUAAUACCCCUUCUCGUCGAGUGCAUUCGCAUUCAAAUUUCGAUCUCACCUUCACCAUUCAUAACGGAAACCAGAAAAUCAGGCUAGCGCUGAACCCGAAUCACGACAUCAUCCACGACGACUUCGCCGUCACUCACCUCCGCCCGGACGGGACCGUCCGCGAAAUAGAGAGAGUGCCCCGUACUGAGCACAAGGUCUACAAGGGCGAUGCAUUCAUCGAGCGCCCUGGACAUCAGGGCUGGUCCAAGGCCGGGUGGGCGCGUAUUACAAUCCACAAAGACGGAGAAAAUCCCGCCUUCGACGGCGCCUUUCGCGUCGACGGUGACCAUCACAAUAUUCAGUCAACCCGUCGCUAUAUGAGACUACGAGGCGAGCAAGAUCCCAUAGUGGAAGCCCCGGGAAAUGGCAAGGACUCGAUGAUCGUCUGGCGCGACUCCGACAUCAGGGAUUCCGCUGAUGCCCUUGACGACCGAACCGAACUGAAGCGCGAUAUCUCGCCCGAGUCGCUCUGCGGCGCCGACUCUCUCGGCUUCAACAGCCAGAUUAAUCUCUCGACACAAAGCCCCAACUCGCUUCAGGCCAUGGACCUGCGCUCCCUCUUUGGCCGCCAGGCCAGCAACACCCCUGCGUUGAACCUGGCCAACUCCAUCGGGUCCUUGGAUGGAUGCCCUUCGACGAGAAAGGUAGCACUGGUCGGCAUUGCCACUGACUGCACCUACUGGAAAAACUUUAACUCGUCGGCGGAAAUCAGGAAGAGCGUCAUCGACAUGGUCAACAAGGCCUCGGAGCUGUACGAAAGCACCUUCAAGAUAUCCCUGGGCAUACAAAACCUUACCGUCAGCGACAAGACCUGUCCCGGAAGCCCCGAGCCCGCGACGCCCUGGAACCUUGACUGCAGCGACUCGUUCAAUAUCACAGACCGGCUCAAUUCCUUCUCCGAGUGGCGCGGCCAGUCCAAAGACACAAACGCCUACUGGACUCUCCUGACAAGAUGCUCUACCGGUUCUGCCGUCGGACUGGCCUGGACCGGGCAGCUGUGCCGCGAGGGGGCGGAAAGCAACCAGGCAGCCAACGAGAAGGUGGCAUCGGCCAACGUCGUCGUCGGGACAGACACCGAAUGGCAAAUUUUUGCGCACGAGAGCGGCCAUACCUUUGGUGCCUUCCACGACUGUACCAACGACACAUGCGGAACUGAAGAAACAUGCUGUCCGCUCGCCAAGGACAAGUGCGACGCCGCGGGAAAGUUCAUUAUGAGCCCGAAGACGGGCAAGGGCAUCACCCAAUUCUCUCCCUGCAGCAUCGGCAACAUUUGCUCGGGGCUCAAGGUGAACAAGGUCAGGGGCAACUGUCUUACCGACAACAAGAACAUCAAGACCAUCACGGGCAGCCAGUGCGGCAACGGCAUCGUCGAGAGCGGCGAGGACUGCGACUGCGGCGGCGAGCAAGGGUGCCAGGGCAACAAGUGCUGCGACCCCAAGACGUGCAAGUUCACCAGCGGCUCCGUCUGCGACCCGUCCAAUGAGGACUGCUGCUCUCAGGAAUGUAAGUUUGCAUCGAGCGGAACCGUCUGCCGCCCCAGCACCGGCGUGUGCGACCCGGAGGAGGUGUGCACGGGGGACCGUGCCAGCUGUCCCGAGGACCAGCACAAGGGCGACGGCGACUCGUGCGGCGACGGGCUCAACUGUGCCUCGGGCCAGUGCACGUCACGCGACAUGCAGUGCAGGGCCAUGUCCAGCAGCCUCCGCGGCAUCAACACCACAAAGGCCUGCCCGGGCAGCGGCUGCAUGCUUACCUGCACGUCCGACGACAUGGAUUUUGGCCAGUGCUUCACGCUCAAUCAAAACUUUAUAGACGGGACGGCGUGCGGUGGCGGGGGCAAGUGCGCCAACGGGGCGUGCAAGGGCGCGUCGACGAUCAAGGAGAUUGGCAACUGGAUCGAGGAGCACAAGAACAUCUUCAUCCCCGUCGUGUCUGUCAUCGGCGGCCUAAUUCUCAUCGCCAUCCUCGCCAGCGUCUUGGCCAGCAUCCGGAGGCGCAUCCGCCGCCGCAAGCUGGCCAAGAAAAUGCAGAACUGGCCGUCAUACAGUGGGCAGGACGGCGGAUCGCCCCCCAGGCAAAGGGGCUCGCACCAGCAGUGGCACAGCUCAUCCAGAGGCGGUCACUACACCGGGUCGCAGGGGCAGUACGACUACUCGUAUCCGCCGCCUCCGCCGCCGCCGAUGGAGCAGGUGAAUCAACCGUGGGGACCUCGUCAACGGAGCGCGAGGUAUGCAUAG